Notothenia coriiceps (black rockcod) is the source of this 3983-nucleotide messenger RNA. Its product is annotated as glutamate receptor ionotropic, kainate 2-like. The transcript is spliced from 7 exons. Lineage: Eukaryota; Metazoa; Chordata; Actinopteri; Perciformes; Nototheniidae. Gene Ontology annotation, cellular component: membrane. Gene Ontology annotation, molecular function: ligand-gated monoatomic ion channel activity. The record is from RefSeq and is a predicted model, not a curated record. Bases 1 to 1014 code for a protein of 337 amino acids.
AUGGGGGAUGUCUACUGUAAGGAGAAUGAGGAGCUGUUCAGCUACCCUCCCUCUGCCACACUCACACAUCCUUUCUCGCAGCAGAAUAUUGUCAAAGGACUCAGGCAGAAGCCGAGGGGCAAGGCGUCAGAGGUGGGAAUGAGACUGGCACCUCCCGGAGAAGGUGGAAAGCACACCGGGGUGACAACAGAGCGGGACCUGAAGUGGCCGAAGUAUGAACUUUAUGAGUCUGAUCCAGUAGUAAGGUUUAGCCCGUACGAGUGGUACGACGCCCAUCCCUGCAACCCAGGAUCAGAUGUGGUGGAGAACAACUUCACCCUCUUCAACAGCUUCUGGUUUGGAAAAUCCAAGGUUUCUACAUUUGAGAAGAUGUGGGCCUUUAUGAGCAGCAAGCCGAGCACUUCCCUUGUAAAGUCUAUUGAAGAUGGGAUUCAGAGAGUGCUGAAGUCAGACUAUGCCCUCCUUAUGGAGUCUGCAACUAUUGAUUACAUUACUCGGAGGAACUGUAACCUGACCCAGGUGGGAGGGCUCAUCGACAGCAAAGGCUACGGCAUCGGCACUCCCCAAGGCUCCCCGUACAGGGACAAAAUCACCAUGGCAAUCCUAAACAUCUUGGAGGACGGGCGCCUACACAUGCUGAGGCAGAAGUGGUGGAGUGUGAGCAGCUGCUUAGACGAAGAGCGUCACGAGACAGGCCCCUUGGGUAUUCAUAACCUGGGUGGGCUAUUCAUCGUGCUGGCAUGUGGACUAGUGCUCUCCAUUUUUGUGGCGAUUGCUGAAUUCCUCUACAAGCUAAGGAAGACUGCAGAACAUGACCAGAGGUCUUUGUGCAGUGUCAUGGUGGACGAGAUCAGACUGUCGUUCACCUACGAGAGGCGGGUGAAACACAAGCCUCAGCCUCCAGUCAUGGCGAAGACGGAUGCAGUGAUCAACAUGCAUGCCUACAACGACCGACGACUCCCGGGAAAGGACAAUAUGAGCUGCAGCACUGGGAUGACCCCCGUGUUCCCGUGACAAUGUGUUCCACCCAGGGCAAGAGCCUCCUGAGCAGCGUGUCAGGGGGGGUACCAGAGACUAGAGACAAUGGUAUAGACGGGAUAACCAGAUUCACCAUUAACCACAAUGACAUGGGGACACUAACUAAACAUGGGCAUCUCAAAAUGGCAGCCUCAGCCACACAGGUAUGACAACAUUCACGACUGUAUUCUAAACCACAAGAGGUAAAAGUAAUAUUUGCAAGAGGCUGGGGGAAAUCGGUUUACCCAAAUGAUCGGUUUCAAGUCUGAUGUUUACGUGCGCAACACAGAAACACAAGAAAAAUAUAGACUGUUCAAGGAAACAGUGAAAAGACUGACGAAAUACGGACAAAAGCAAGAAGAAAGGCGGUGUUAAGAAUGGCAAUAAAUUACAGAUAUACAUGGAGGACAAAGAGCAGUUUUAGUUGGUGAUCAGUUUUGCCCCACAAUUAAAUGAUAAAACAAGUUCCUACUUUCAUCCGGUUUUAUACAAGCUUUCAAAUGGCUUUUGAUGGCAGUAAAUCAUGUUACCUUUUCGAGGCUUCAAUGGUUAUCUUUGAGUCAUAGGCUACAGGUCAUGAGACGAGAUGUUUUGGUUUGCUGGAAAGGUAUCUGCAGUAUCGCUGCUGUUGGAAACCCAUGGAGAGUCCAAACUGUUGGAGUUGAUUAACUAUAUUGUAACACACAAGCAAUUCAUUAUAAAUGCAGAGAUUGAUUUCAGCAAAAGUACAUUCUAUGUCAAAAGGAGUUUUAACAUAAUGAAAUUAGAUAAAAUAUUGAUUGCCAAAGAUUUGAAUAUUCAUCAUAUCUAGGUUCAGUACAGUUCAGGCCAGUUCCUUCUCACUUUGUUUUUAAUAGAGCGCUAAUAUUGUUUUCAAUGCAAAGUCAAUAUGAAUGGUUUAAAUGGGACUAAGGGGAGCAGUUUUUCCAACCAUGCAAGGCAAUAUUAAUACAAAGCAAAUGUGAAUUGUGGCAGUGUAUUUUACUUGCCAUCUCAAAUUAUUGUUGACAACAAUAUUGGCAUAGGAAGCAUAACAAAAAAAAAAGGAUUUCAAAAUAGAACAUCUCUCCUAAACACAAGAAAACAACUUAAUGAGAAGAUCUUGAUUUCCAAAAAUCUGGUAAAUACUGAGAAUAUAAACACAUUUUAAACAUUUCUUUGUUAAUCUUUGAUCAAAUGGUAACAGGUCUGUACUUAUAAAUACACAGAAAAAUAUAUUUAAGUCACAGAGACAAAAAGAUUAGAGACUGUGACCUCCACACUUUUUUUGUUUUGUAUUAAAUGUACAUUUAUCGGUGCCAUAUCCAUAAAACAACAUUCAAGUGCGGCUAAGGGAUUAUUAAACAUCCAAACAAACUACUUCUGAAAACUUGUUUGAACAGUUUCUUAAAUUUGUGUGAUUAAUGCUUUUUGGCAGGAAACAGAUUGUGUAGCAUCAUGAAACUGAUUGAGAGGGUUUGGUUUUAACUGUGAACACAUUUUGAAGGUUAUCUCAGACUUGGAAGUCACAAGCUUUUUCUGUUUAAUUUCCCAACGUGGACAGAAUAAAUCUAUAUGUGUAGUGCGUGAAAAUGCUGAACGAUAAUGUGAUGAAUAGAUACGAUAUGAUGAUUUUGUGUGGUCAUGUUGACUUUCAUGCCUUUUGAGUAAGUGUAUAUCUUCAGCAAAUGUCAUGCCGUAAGAAGAUUAAGGAGUCUGUCAGCUGGGGGCCGAACGACCAGCAAACCUCUGUGAGGUUUACGUUGUCGAUACGUCGAGUCAAAAAAACACUUAUCUAUAAUCCAAGGAAAGUCCAAUCUGUAAAAGUUAGCAUUGGUUUGGUAGAGAUCCACUGUAUAAUUGUCUAUUGAUUCCCUUCUGCAGAGUAGAGUAUGUAGAUAAGAUCAGCAGGAGAAAAUGUAUUUUGCUAAAUUUAUACUGUUAUAAAUGAAUUCUGUUCACAGUCAAAUAUGUUCUAGAUGCUAUUUAUUUCAUUAGAGAGGUCACUUUAACCUACUUCCUCACUUUACCCCAGUUCCACAGCCCUAAACCUUUUUUAUUUAUUUAAUGGAAAUGCAUUAUAUAAUAGUAUAUUGGAUAACUAUCAUCCAGUUGGAAAACUGUAUGUAAAUCCUCGUUUAUGAUGACCGAUAUUUCUACAAGGUGAACAUGAAAUGGAAAGAAUUUAGGGGACACUCUUAGAAUAAGGAGAAUUAGGGUUUAUCUUGUGUAACUGGACCUUUACUGCUCUUAAAAUCCCAAUUAGGACCUUGUCUUUGGCCGCGGCUGACUCGUGGUUACAAGACAUUGCUGUUACCCUCAUGUGUACUGUAGCUUUCCAUGGAGGUGAUUCAAAGACUCAAGUUUGCUUGUAUGUCACCUCAGUAAUAUGUGAAAAUAAUUGAAAAAUUCAUUAUAAUCAAAAUUUGUUGGAAUUACAACAGGGUUUCGGAUUUGGCUGAUUCAGUCAGUUUGGUUACUGAAUAUAUACAUCUUUUUUAUAAAUUAAUGUGAAUAAUAAUGUCAUUUUACACAAAAAUUGUAUGAAAUGUGAGAGAAAAGUAAUUCAAAAUGUAAGCUACAUAUCCUGUGUUCCAUUAGAAGUGUGUGAUUAUGAGUUUAGAUUUUCCAGCAGUCACAACAGUAUGCCUUUUUAUGUAUACCUUUCUUUUUAGUUGCACAGCUUAUAUUAUUUGGCAGAAAACCUCUCGAACAAUACGAUAAAUAUGUUGGUACCAACCAGGGUUUUCUUUGUUGACAUGCAGAAUUUCUAUGAAUAUAGUUUUUGUAAGGUUUUGUAAAAAAACAGGGGGGAAAAAACGAUUUUGUUUUCCUAGUAACUGUAUGUGUUAAGAGAACAUUAGAAAGACUGACAUCCGAGUAGAACAUGGGGAAAUUAAUCUAAAUAUUAUAGAAAAGGUGUUGAAUUAUUUUCUUUUUAACACAUUGUGAAUAAUUCAAAUGUACAGUUUGCUGUAUGGGUUAUA